Messenger RNA from Felis catus (domestic cat), 3164 nucleotides. It is a transcript of the gene PTCHD4, whose product is annotated as patched domain containing 4. Gene Ontology annotation, cellular component: membrane. The coding region runs from base 132 to 2837 and encodes 901 amino acids. NCBI's taxonomy places the organism in Eukaryota, Metazoa, Chordata, Mammalia, Carnivora, Felidae. The transcript is spliced from 4 exons. The record is from RefSeq and is a predicted model, not a curated record.
AGGCACCGAACCCCAUCAGGACGGAGAGGAAAUCCACAUCUGUGGGACGCUCCGCACGGAACCACCUCCAGCGAGGGAGGCCGGGGGACUGCAGCACCGAGAUGAAGGGCUAGACCGAGGGAACGCUGCUCAUGCGACGGCCGGGAGCGCCUGCGAGCUGGAUCUGGUGGAGGAUGCUGCGGCAGGUGCUUCGCAGAGGGCUCCAGUCGUGCUGCCACAGGCUGGGCUUGUGCGUGAGCCGGCACCCGGUCUUUUUCCUCACCGUGCCCGCAGUCCUGACCAUCACCUUCGGCCUCAGCGCGCUCAACCGCUUCCAGCCCGAGGGCGACCUGGAGCGCCUGGUCGCUCCCAGCCACAGCCUGGCCAAGAUCGAGCGCAGCCUGGCCAGCAGCCUUUUCCCCCUGGACCAGUCCAAAAGCCAGCUCUAUUCGGACUUACACACCCCUGGGAGGUAUGGCAGGGUGAUCCUCCUCUCCCCACCCGGGGACAAUAUUUUGCUCCAGGCUGAGGGGAUCCUGCAGACCCACCGAGCCGUGCUGGAAAUGAAGGUGAACCACAAGGGCUAUAAUUAUACUUUUUCCCAUCUGUGUGUGUUGAAAAAUCAGGAUAAGAAAUGCGUGCUGGAUGAUAUUAUUUCAGUGCUAGAGGAUCUCAGGCAGGCUGCCGUCUCCAAUAAGACAACAGCCAGGGUGCAAGUGAGGUAUCCCAGCACUAAAUUAAAGGAUGGGAGGAACAGUUUUAUUGGACACCAACUGGGCGGGGUAGUGGAAGUGCCAAACAGCAAGGACCAGCGGGUCAAGUCAGCCAGAGCCAUUCAAAUCACCUACUACCUCCAGACCUAUGGUUCUGCCACCCAAGACCUCAUAGGGGAGAAGUGGGAGAAUGAGUUCUGUAAGCUUAUGAGGAAGCUCCAGGAGGAGCACCAGGACUUCCAGCUCUACUCUUUAGCAUCCUUUAGCCUCUGGAGAGACUUUCAUAAGACCAGCAUCCUGGCCAGGAGCAAGGUCCUGGUGAGCCUUGUGCUGAUCCUGACCACAGCCACCCUCUCCAGCUCCAUGAAGGACUGUUUGCGCAGCAAGCCCUUCCUGGGCCUCCUGGGGGUGCUCACGGUGUGCAUCUCCAUCAUCACGGCAGCAGGGAUCUUCUUCAUCACCGAUGGAAAGUACAACUCCACCCUGCUUGGAAUCCCAUUCUUCGCCAUGGGUCAUGGAACUAAAGGAGUGUUUGAGCUUCUGUCCGGAUGGCGCAGAACAAGAGAGAAUUUACCCUUCAAAGACAGGGUUGCAGAUGCCUAUUCUGACGUGAUGGUCACCUAUACCAUGACCAGCUCCUUGUACUUCAUUACCUUUGGCAUGGGUGCCAGCCCAUUCACAAACAUAGAGGCUGUGAAGGUCUUCUGUCAGAACAUGUGUGUCUCCAUUCUGUUGAACUACUUCUACAUUUUCUCAUUCUUUGGCUCCUGUCUGGUCUUCGCGGGCCAACUAGAGCAAAACCGCUACCACAGCAUCUUUUGCUGUAAGAUCCCCUCCGCGGAAUACCUGGACCGCAAACCUGUGUGGUUCCAGACAGUGAUGAGUGACGGGCAUCAACAGACAUCCCAUCAUGAGACGAACCCCUACCAGCACCAUUUUAUUCAGCACUUCCUACGUGAACAUUACAACGAAUGGAUUACCAAUAUCUACGUGAAGCCGUUUGUCGUCAUCCUCUAUCUCAUUUACGCCUCCUUCUCCUUCAUGGGGUGCUUGCAGAUCAGCGACAGGGCCAACAUCAUCAAUCUACUAGCCAGUGAUUCUCCGAGUGUUUCCUACGCCAUGGUUCAGCAGAAAUAUUUCAGCAACUACAGCCCGGUGAUAGGAUUCUACAUCUACGAGCCGCUGGAGUACUGGAACAGCAGCGUCCAGGAGGAUCUGAGGAGGCUCUGUAGUGGGUUCACUGCAGUGUCCUGGGUGGAGCAGUACUACCAGUUCCUGAAAGUUAGCAACAUCAGUGCCAGUAACAAGAGUGACUUUAUCAGUGUCCUACAAAGUUCAUUUUUAAAAAAGCCAGAAUUCCAGCAUUUUCGAAACGAUAUCAUCUUCUCCAAAGCAGGGGAUGAAAACAAUAUUAUCGCUUCUCGCUUGUAUCUGGUGGCCAGGACUAGCAGAGACAAGCAGAAGGAAGUCAUAGAAGUGUUGGAAAAAUUGAGGCCCCUGUCCCUGUCAAAGAGCAUCCGAUUCAUCGUGUUCAACCCCUCCUUUGUGUUCACGGAUCAUUAUGGCUUGUCUGUCACGGUGCCUGUUCUGAUUGCAGGCUUUGGUGUCCUCCUGGUGUUAAUCCUGACUUUUUUCCUAGUGAUCCACCCUCUGGGAAACUUCUGGCUAAUUCUUAGUGUCACCUCAAUUGAGCUGGGCGUUCUGGGCUUAAUGACACUAUGGAACGUCGACAUGGAUUGCAUUUCUAUCUUGUGCCUUAUCUACACUUUAAAUUUUGCCAUUGACCACUGUGCACCACUGCUUUACACAUUUGUACUAGCAACUGAGCACACCCGAACACAAUGUAUAAAAAGCUCCCUACAAGAGCAUGGGACAGCCAUUUUGCAAAAUGUUACUUCUUUUCUUAUUGGGUUGGUCCCCCUCCUAUUUGUGCCUUCAAACCUGACCUUCACACUGUUCAAAUGCUUGCUGCUCACUGGGGGUUGCACACUUCUGCACUGUUUUGUUAUCUUACCCGUGUUCCUAACCUUUUUCCCCCCUUCCAAAAAGCACCACAAGAAAAAGAAACGCGCCAAACGGAAGGAGAGAGAGGAAAUUGAAUGCAUAGAGAUUCAAGAGAACCCUGAUCAUGUCACUACAGUCUGAAGGGUGUAGACAAAUGGAUUAUUUUUCUUUUCCAGUAUUGCACAAUGAUGCAGGGAGAGUAAAGCUCACUCCUCAGCUGCUUGGGCUGGCCAGGGGUAACAAGGAAAGUCAGAUCAAGAGUGAAUUGUUCAUGACACAUCAAGGUGUCCGCUUCCUGGGGGAAGAGAGAAUCAAAGAAGAGGGAAAUGUUCUUUACAACCUUGUUCUCCACUAAAGAUAAGUUUGGGGAUGUGAUCUUAGAGCUCUUCCAAGGAAUGGACGAAUGAAUGAAGCGUUGGAAGGCCAAAAGAUCUCACUGCUUUUAAAAAUAAAAUGCUUAAGAAGGAU